This is a messenger RNA of Pelodiscus sinensis (Chinese soft-shelled turtle), 2224 nucleotides long. NCBI's taxonomy places the organism in Eukaryota, Metazoa, Chordata, Testudines, Trionychidae. The record is from RefSeq and is a predicted model, not a curated record.
CAAACCCUUAUGCACUCUUAGCUAAAUGAGUGUUAAAACAUCUGGUAUUUUUGCCUAUAGACCUUUAAAUGUUAAGUUUCCCAUAUUUCCAAAGGAGCUGCUGUGUUGUCUGUUCUCAAACAUAUGCAUUAUUAUUGCUUUUUUUAGAUGAUGAACUAAAUCUCUUAGUCGUCAUCGUUGACACCAACCCUAUCUGGUGGGGGAAGAAAGCACUAGGACAAUCAGAGUUUACAUUAUCAAAAUGCCUGGAUGCAGUAAUGGUGAUGGGAAAUUCACAUCUAUUUAUGAAUCGGAACAACAAACUUGCUGUAAUAGCAAGUCAUACACAAGAAAGUCGUUUCUUGUACCCUGGAAAACACUGGGCAUUUGCAGAUCUCUUUGGAGAUGGUGGUAGUUUUGUUGAAUCUGUUUGCUCUGGCAGCAAAGAUGGUAAAUACGAAUUAUUAACAGCAGGAAAUGAAGUAAUCACAGAGGAAAUUAAAGACCUGAUGACAAAAACUGACAUGAAGGGCCAGCAAACAGAAACUUUGUUGGCUGGAUCCCUUGCCAAAGCACUUUGUUAUAUCCACAGGAUGAACAAGGAAGUAAAAGCCAACCAAGAAAUUAAAUCAAGAAUUUUGAUCAUAAAAGCUUCAGAAGACAGUGCUUUACAAUAUAUGAAUUUCAUGAAUGUGAUCUUUGCAGCACAGAAACAGAAUAUUUUAAUUGAUGCCUGUGUUUUGGAUUCUGAUUCAGGACUUCUGCAGCAGGCUUGUGACAUUACAGGAGGCAUAUAUUUGAAAGUACCCCAGAUGCCAUCACUUUUACAGUAUUUACUGUGGGUAUUUCUUCCUGAUCAAGACCAAAGAUCCCAACUAAUCCUUCCACCCCCCAUUCAUGUUGACUAUCGAGCAGCUUGCUUCUGUCAUCGAAAUCUCAUUGAAAUAGGCUAUGUCUGCUCUGUGUGUUUGUCAAUAUUCUGCAACUUCAGCCCUAUAUGUAGCACAUGCGAGACUGCUUUUAAGAUUUCAUUACCACCUGUCAUGAAGGCCAAGAAAAAGAAACUAAAAUUAGCUGUAUAACAAAGUUAUAAAAAAACACCAUUACUUCUUGCAUGUACCUGGAGUUGGUGGCAUUUUUAUAAGGUGAAAUAAAUUGUUCACAUUGUACAAAUCUACAUUGCUAAACAUUUAAAAACAUCAAAGAGGUUGUAUGCACCUUCCUUGUAAAUAGCAGAUGGUUGUAUUGGUGCAUGGUUUGUAUGAUUUUAAAAUCAAAUCUCCUAUUUGACCAUUAGGAGUCAGAAACUGCUGCUUGUAUAAGCAGAAGAUGCCCUCACCAUCAUAAAACAACACAGCAUCCCUAAUUCUGUUUAGAGUCAGAGGCAGAAUGUAAAUACUUAGGCCCUGCUCCUGCAUGCAUGGUAAAGGUAAGCAUGGUCAUAUGUGCUUUGCAGGAUCCAUGCUGUAGUGGAUUCUGCAGCUCUCUUUAGUACAAUUUGUCAUUUAGUUUUAUUUGGGAUGAGGCAAAUUUUUGAUAUUUUUCCUUCCCUCUUCCCACUAAAUUAUUCCUUUUUAGUGGGCAUUAUCUGCUUUGUGUGUAAUUCUUUGCUCACUUUGGUAUCUUCUCCCAAAACAAAAGUAAACACAAAAUUAUUCAUUUGAAUAAUCUAUUAACGUUACAGAGAUAAGUAAUUUUCCUUUUAAAGUUUAAUAAAAGAAAAAUCUAGUAUUUAUUUUUCAUUCAUGUUUAAGGAUUUAAGAUAUUUUGAAACUGGAAAACAGUUUAAAUCUCUGGAAUCUGAUAGCAAGUUUCUUUUUUUAGGUUUGACUAAUACCACGGAAAGAUAAUGUAGGAAGGCCUCUGUUAUGAAUUGAUUUUUCCCUCUAUCUCAGCAGGUGAAUGCAUGGUGCAUGUUCUCAGUUUUCCAAAUGUUAUGUUUAAAUCAAACAAACAAAAAUCCCUAGUUUUGAAUUCCUAACUGCAUCUUUUGGUGUUUUAAAUUACAUUUAGUAAUUGCUGUAGUAAUCAGAGGCAAUAUGGGAAUGUUUUCUAAAUAGAAAACAGGAUUGUAGAUAAAUUCUUUUUUAAUGGUAUAUACAGGAGAUGAUUUAUAGUAUUUUCAUCAGGUUAGAUUGGGAAACCAUUUUAUUGAAAAUGCUAAUAUUUUACUGGCUUUUUUUUUUAAAUCAAUUUUAUGUGAAAACUGUAUUUAUAGUUUGUUUUUUAUAAAUAUUUGUAAUAA